AUGAGUGGGUAUGUGAGAAAUAGACUAGCAAAUGAGUUGAUUGAUACUAACUAUUCUAGUUAUAUUGUUGUUGCUGUAUUUAUUGUAGUCAUUUCAUUAUCUUGUUUGGCUUGGGUAUUUGCUCCAAAAGAAAAUACAACUGUUUUUAGAUCAUCUGUUAUAUUAGCUUUAGCAAUGUGUUAUUUAAUGUGGGCAAUCACUUAUCUAGCUCAAUUACAUCCUUUGGAAGCUCCAAGGAGAUCAGAUUUAAGACCAGAGAAAACAGAAUAG
Insectozyma verbasci is the source of this 270-nucleotide messenger RNA. Lineage: Eukaryota; Fungi; Ascomycota; Pichiomycetes; Serinales; Debaryomycetaceae. The record is from the annotation of a GenBank genome assembly.